This is a messenger RNA of Mangifera indica (mango), 708 nucleotides long. RefSeq names its product FCS-Like Zinc finger 15-like. The transcript is spliced from 2 exons. The coding region runs from base 109 to 507 and encodes 132 amino acids. NCBI's taxonomy places the organism in Eukaryota, Viridiplantae, Streptophyta, Magnoliopsida, Sapindales, Anacardiaceae. The record is from RefSeq and is a predicted model, not a curated record.
UCCAACUCUAAAUAAUUUCACCAAGCCCAUCACCACCUCUACACCCUUCCCUUCCACCAUUUCAGCGAGAGGGAGAUUUAUAGAUUCUGAAACAAAGGAGAAUGAGAAAUGGUGGGGUUAAGUAUACUCUUGGAGAACCAUAAAAGUGGUACUUCUAGCACGAAAAGCCCUCAAGUUGUCAACAAAGCUACAAUGAAUAUUAACAACAAGUUUUCUUCUUCUUCUUCUUCUUCUUCUCAGUCGACUUUCCCUAUCCCUGCUUUUCUUCAGCGAUGCUUUCUCUGCCAACAGCCUCUAUUGCCAGGCAAAGAUAUCUACAUGUACAAGGGAGAGAGUGCUUUUUGUAGCGUGGAAUGCAGGUGCAGGCAAAUAUUCAAGGACGAAGAAGACGGUUUAAAGAAAGAAUACUGUUCAUUGGCUGCCAUGAAACCAACUUCCUCUGCGCCAGCUUCUGGUUCCCGUCGGCGAGGAAACAGAAACCGAGGAGGAGGUGACUCUGCCUACUGAAGAACGAUGAUGAAUACCGGAAAAAAAAUUGGUUUCGUUUGAGGAAAAAUUUUCUAUUCCAGUUUUACCCUUGCCUAAUUGUGUAAUAGCUAUUAUGUGCUAUGUCGUCUUGCUUCUUUGUUUGAAGCCAAAAAGGCUUUCAACCUUUUUGCCCCACGAAUCUAUCAAUCUAUGAGAGCCCCUGGUUUGAUUUGCUUCCAA